Suillus subaureus is the source of this 999-nucleotide messenger RNA. RefSeq lists its product as uncharacterized. The transcript is spliced from 5 exons. The coding region runs from base 1 to 999 and encodes 332 amino acids. NCBI's taxonomy places the organism in Eukaryota, Fungi, Basidiomycota, Agaricomycetes, Boletales, Suillaceae. The record is from RefSeq and is a predicted model, not a curated record.
AUGUCUGCACACUUGGUAUCUCACUCAGCAAGCUACUCUAGAUGCUGGAACCUUUGCCAAGUACAUGACUGCUCUCAAAGAAGCUUGGCUCAAAAGCCACUGGGACAACAAGCUUUGAAGGAAGCCCACCUAUCCAAUGAACAACUGCAUAUCCAGCUUGAAGCCAACAUCUGUGAUGAGCUCACCAUUCCUGUCCUCAGAGUGAAACUUGCUGAGGAUCUGACACUCAAGAAAUGGAUCAAAGAAGUCAAACAUCUCAAUGACAAGCAUCUUGAGGACCUUGCCAGCCACAGAAAGAUGGCUGAGGACCUUUACAAGUCCUUGAGGCAUGCAACUUCUUCCAACAAAAUGUCAGCCCCAAGGACAUACACCCCAUCCUCUUCAUGUCUAGGAACCCUAUCAGAGGCUGAACACACCUUGCUGAUGAAACACAAAGGGUGUUUCAAAUGCCAGAAGUUCUACAUCUCACACCAGUCAAAAGAGUGUACAGACAGCGUGCCUGAAGCAUCUUCAUACAAGACACUAAUGGAAUCUGAUGCUAUAGCAGCCAAGCCAAAGGGUAAGACCAUGGCUGCUGUUGGGACCAUUGGAGCCAUGAUGCCAUCAUCAGUACUUAAUGAUAGAUCAAGCUCAGAGGAUGACAUGUCACAUCUAGUUCUGAUUGAUGAAAGCAUCGUCAACAAGCUGGGACUGUGUAGACACAGACUGCAUGCAAAGAUAGAAGCAAAUUCGGCUUUCUUGGACAAUUAUCAUGAAAAUCAGACCUGUAUUGCCAAAGACACAAACUAUGAUCUUUUAAACCCUCCUCAAUACAUGCCUCAAACAAAGGAUGUCAUCACUGAGCUCAAGACUGUCCUGAACGACUGUCACAAGAACCUUGAGGAAGAUAUGGUCACUGAAGUGCCUAAUGUGGUGACAUUGUUGCAUCAUCGAAUAGACAUCCUUGCCUUCAUCAAGACAAACAAAGAGCACCUUGAACGUCUUGAUAAAGAGAUGUGA